Messenger RNA from Lonchura striata (white-rumped munia), 2265 nucleotides. It is a transcript of the gene CRYBG2, whose product is annotated as crystallin beta-gamma domain containing 2. The record is from RefSeq and is a predicted model, not a curated record. NCBI's taxonomy places the organism in Eukaryota, Metazoa, Chordata, Aves, Passeriformes, Estrildidae.
AUGGCUGCUGCAGCCGAGGUCCCCCCGUGCUCCUCACCCGCCCGUCCCCUCGGCUCUUCACAGCAGGAGGAUAAGGAAGGCUUGGAGAAGAUCAACACAAGACCUGGCAAGAUCAUCCUCUACUCCGACGCCGGCUUCGCGGGGCACAAACGGGAGAUCUGGGACGACGUCCCCGACGCCACGUCCUGGGAGCUCUCGCACACCAUCUCCAUCCGAGUCAUCCGAGGCGGGUGGGUGAUGUACGAGAAGCCGCGGUUCCGCGGGCGCAAGUGCGUCCUGGCCGAGGGGGACGUGGAGAUCGACAACCCCUGGACGGCGUACGGGGACACCGGGGACACCGGGGACAGCGGGCACCGCGGGCAGCCCCGCGGGAGCCGCCCCUUCCGCAUCGGCUCCUUCAAGAGGGUGGUGCGGGAUUACCGCACGCCCGAGAUCAGCCUCUUCGCCGGGGAGAACGGCCAGGGCGCCCGGCUCAGGUUCAGCGGCUCGGCCGAGGACACCCGCGAGCGGGGCCAGGCGCUGGCCGCCGCCUCCAUCAUCGUCCACUCGGGCCUGUGGCUGCUUUACUCCAAGCCUUUCUUUGAUGACGACCCCUACGUUCUGGAGCCGGGCGGGUACCCCAAUUUAAAGGCUUGGGGAGCAAAGGAUCCAUCCAUCUGCUCCAUGCAUCCCAUCAGGCUGGGCUGCCCCGUCGUGGAGAGACCUGGUGAGCCACAGGUGCUGAUCUAUGAAGCUGCAGCUUUCCAGGGCCGCAGCUUCACCAUCAGCAGAGACAUCUAUGACCUAAAACGCCUGCCCGAGGCAGCGCUGCCCACCGUGGGCUCCCUGCGUGUCCUGGGUGGCUGCUGGGUUGGCUACGAGAAGGAAGGUUUCCGUGGCCACCAGUACCUGCUGGAGGAAGGGGAGUACCAGGACUGGAGGCAGUGGGGCGGCUACAGCAAGGAGCUGGUGUCCCUGCGGCUGAUCCGGACGGACUUCUCUGACCCAGCGCUGGUCCUGUUCGAGGCCAUGGACUUCGAGGAGGGCGCGAGCGUGGAGCUGAGCGAGGCGCUCCCCGACACGCGGCUGGCCGGCUACGGCAGCGGCACGCAGUCCAUGCACGUGCUGAGCGGCGUCUGGGUGGCCUACGAGGGCCCCAACUACUCUGGCGAGCAGUACAUCCUGGAGAAGGGCGUGUACCGCAACUGCGAGGACUGGGGGGCCACCGACUGCCGCAUCGCCUCGGCACAGCCCAUCCUGCAGGUCAGGCAACACAACCUGCACUUCGUCUCCAAGAUCCUGCUUUUCUCAGAGCCCGACUUCUCGGGGAAUCACGUCGCCUUUGAGGAGGACCAGGAGGCCCUGCCCGAAGCCUUCAUCCCACGCUCCUGCAGAGUGCGUGGGGGCAGCUGGAUCCUGUUCGAUGGGCAGGACUUUGCCGGGGAGCAGCACGUGCUGUCCGAGGGCGAGUACCCCACACUCAGUGCCAUGGGCUGCCUCUGCUCCACCGCCAUCCGCUCCCUGAAGAGAGUUCCACUGUUUUUCUCGGAGCCCUCCAUCUUCCUGCACGGGCUGGAGUGUUUCGAGGGCAAGGAGAUCGAGCUGAACUCCGAAGUGCGGAGUCUCCAGGCUGAGGGUUUCAACAACCACGUGCUGUCGGUGCGGGUCAAAGGAGGGAUCUGGGUGCUGUGCGAGCACGGCGACUUCCGAGGGCGGCAGUGGCUGCUGGACUGCACCGAGAUCACCAACUGGCUGACCUACAGCGGGCUCCAGCACGUGGGGUCCCUCUACCCCAUCCGCCAGAGACGCAUCUAUUUCCGCAUCAGGAGCGGGGAGCUGGAGCUCUUCCUCUCGGUCCCCGACGACGUGGAGGACAUGAAGGCGGGGCGGGUGGUGGUCUCCAGCCUGAGCGAGCAGAGCAGCUCCGUCUGGUACUACGAGGACGGGCUGAUCAAAAACCAGGUGGCCCCCAACAUGAGCCUGCAGGUCAUCGGGCCGGCUGGGAAGGGCGCCAAGGCCGUGCUGUGGUCCGAGACGCGGGUGCCACGUCAGACCUGGAGCGUCGAUUCCCAGGGACGGAUCCGCAGCCAGAUGUUCGAGGAUAUGGUCCUCGACGUCAAGGGCGGCCGAAGCUACGACCGGGACCAUGCCAUUGUCUGGGACAUGGCUGAUGAGCGACCCACGCAGAUCUGGGACAUCCAGGUGCUGUGAGGGGCAGAGGUGCCACGGGGCAGGACGGGGACACUCUGCCAACAUCCCCACACAGGGGCAGGAGGCCUCAGACCC